Artibeus jamaicensis (Jamaican fruit-eating bat) is the source of this 3954-nucleotide messenger RNA. It is a transcript of the gene CCNYL1, whose product is annotated as cyclin Y like 1. Gene Ontology annotation, molecular function: protein kinase binding; cyclin-dependent protein serine/threonine kinase activator activity. Bases 291 to 1376 code for a protein of 361 amino acids. Gene Ontology annotation, cellular component: plasma membrane. The transcript is spliced from 10 exons. Lineage: Eukaryota; Metazoa; Chordata; Mammalia; Chiroptera; Phyllostomidae. Gene Ontology annotation, biological process: regulation of cyclin-dependent protein serine/threonine kinase activity; regulation of canonical Wnt signaling pathway. The record is from RefSeq and is a predicted model, not a curated record.
UCGGGCUGGGCGCAGCCCUCGCAGACUGGGCAACUCGAGGGAGGCGGUAGCAGUGCUACGGCAAGGGGUGCGGCCGGGCCCGGAGCCCUGCCCGGGGCCCGGCAGCCCUGCGGGCGUGCGAACAGCGGCGGAGGCCAAGCCUGUUUGUGCGGCGCAGCCCCGGGGGCUGCUCGUGCCGGCCGCGCCAUUGUUGGGGGAGGGGGCAUUACCCAGCGCAGCGGAGUCGGAGGUGGGGGCAGGAGUCCGGGGUGAGCAAACGCAGCGACAUAGGCGAAGAGUGUAGGCACCUCAUGGGGAACACGCUGACCUGUUGCGUGAAGCCCAGUGCCAGCCCCAAGCUGAGCCGGCGCUCGGAGCCGGCAGAGCCGGACUACGAGUCUGAGAUCUAUGAGGCGGCGGCUGGGGACGCGGUGGCGGUAGCACCUUCGCCCGCUGCCGUGGACCCCGCAGAGUUGGAUUUUGGAACCGGCGAGGGCCACCACCUGCAGCACAUAAGUGACCGGGAGAUGCCGGACGAGUUAGCUGUGGAAUCAAACCCUUCUGACCAUCCGAGGGCGAGCACAAUUUUCCUGAACAAAUCUCAAACGGAUGUGCGAGAAAAGAGGAAGAACAACUAUGUAAACCAUGUAUCUCCAGGGCACCUUACUAAAAAAUAUAGCUCAUGCUCAACAAUAUUUCUAGAUGACAGCACAGUCAGCCAGCCUAAUCUUAGAACCACAAUACAAUGUGUGACCUUAGCGAUAUAUUACCACAUAAAGAACAGAGAUGCAAAUAGAUCCUUGGAUAUUUUUGAUGAGAGAUCACAUCCACUCACACGAGAAACAAUUCCAGAGGAAUACUUUAAGCAUGACCCGGAGCACAAGUUUAUUUACAGAUUUGUUCGUACGCUUUUCAGUGCCGCCCAGCUGACAGCUGAGUGUGCCAUAGUAACUUUGGUUUACUUAGAAAGGCUUUUAACUUAUGCUGAGAUCGACAUUUGUCCCACUAACUGGAAAAGAAUUGUUCUGGGAGCCGUUCUUCUUGCCUCCAAGGUCUGGGACGAUCAGGCCGUGUGGAAUGUGGACUACUGCCAGAUUCUCAAGGACAUUACAGUUGAGGACAUGAAUGAGAUGGAAAGGCAUUUUCUGGAGCUCCUUCAGUUUAAUAUUAAUGUUCCUGCCAGUGUUUAUGCCAAAUACUACUUUGACCUUCGCUCCUUAGCAGACGACAACAACCUGCCUUUUUGUUUUGCACCUCUUAGCAAAGAAAGAGCACAGAACCUAGAGGCCAUUUCCAGAUUGUGUGAAGACAAAGACCUGUGCAGAGCUGCCAUGAGAAGGUCUCUCAGUGCUGAUAAUUUUAUUGGUAUUCAGCGUUCUAAAGCCAUCCUGUCUUAAGGGAGAAGUGAGGGGUUGUAACAUCAUGAGCCCCUGAUCUACGAGGACUGGGACAGUACCACCUCACCUGCUCAGACACCAGCGGAGUUAGUCCCUCACCUGGGAGGACUCGAGAAAUACCAUCUCUCCUGCCCAAGAACCAGCAGAGCCAGUAAGACAGACAUCAGACUGAAGAGCCUCGUGGACAGCAAGUACUAUGCUUGUGGGAAAGAAUGGGACCUUGUCAGUGCAACACACUGUUUGUCCUUUACUAAAUGAGUUACAAAAGCCACUCCAAGCAAUAGCUCCCAACCCACACACAGAUAUUUGCUUACAAUGUAGGCUGAUAACUGUGAACUAUGUGAGGGUUUUUUAUUGAAGUUUAAAUUUUGAGACUUGAAAGACACUAACCAUAUAUAACUUUUAUGUCUUUCCUGUUUUUCUGAACUGCCCCCUCCAAGAAAGAAAGCAGAACCCCCUCCCCCAUUGUUGCUGCACAUUCCCUCAGUCAGUGCAGUAUUACUGUUAAAAUGCGGGGGGGGGGGGCUCCUCACAACCCGUAAAGCCACUGAGCGACAGACUGUGCAGCACUGUUAGGCAUUGAAGGGUUCUUCCUACUACACCCUAGAAGCUGCUAGCUUAUUAUUGGCCAUCAGUUUAAACCAAAAAGCUGCUGAAUAACACUUGCCAUUCAAAUUCUUUGCAAGCACUACUUAUGAGCAUAUUGGCAUGUUUGGGAUAAGAGAAAAUUUCAGUCAUUGAUUAUCUACUUUCAGUGGGUCCAUGCUACAUAUCUUAAGAACUAUAUUGGGAUUUAAAAAAUAACCUAUAAGGAUGCUUCUCAUUUUCUGUUGUAUUUCUUUGUUAAAUAAAUGUAUCAAUAGAUAUUUCCAUAAUUCCAACCAAUGUGCUGGUCCAGUGAUAACAAGCAGGUGACAAAAUAGGUGUUCCCCGAGUGCGGCGUCACGUGCCUGCGCCCCCCCAGGUGCUGCUGGGGAAGGAGCAGCCACCCACUCACAAAGGAACAUCACGUGGAAGCUUACAUUUCUAUUUCUUGUGAACUUAGUUUUGUAAAUUGUUAAAAUGACAGUUUCAGCCAGUCUUUGCCAUCUUCAAGAGGGAGCUGAAACAAGAAAUUAAAAGAUUAAAUGUUUAAGAGACAUUUAAAUUUUCAGAUGUUAAAGUCUGUAGCAUUUAUACUACAAGUGCCAAAACUUAAAAUCGCACUGGGACUUUAGGAGACACCUUGUGUCUCCACAGAAAUGCCUUCCUCUUUUAAAAUAAAUCUUUGCAAGUCAUCAUAUAGGUUAUUUUAUUGCUUUUUAUUUAUUUUUCUUCUUUUCUCUUUUUUGCUCAGCCCCUCCCCUCCCAGUCCUUCGGCGCUGCCCCUGCCCCCACAGCUGUCCGCCUGCUGUCGCCAAGCUUAUUAGUGCAUUUUGUUCAUUAGAUUCCACAUAUGGUGUGAGAUCAUACGGUAUUUGUCUUUUUCUGACUGGCUUAUUUCACUUAGCAUAAUGCUCUCGAGAUCCAUCCAUGCUGUCACAAAGGGUAAAUUUCCCUUUUUUACUGCCAAGUAGUAUUCCAUUGUGUAAAUGUACCACAGCUUCUUUACCCACGCAUCUGUUGAUGGGCAGUUGGGCUGCUUCCAAAUCUUGGCUACUGUGAAUAACUCUGCACUGAACACGGAUGGUAACAUUUGUUUUCUCCCAAGGUUAAAACAUGAUAGGUCUAUUUUGAUAUAAGGUUCUUAAUGGUUUAAGUUCUAAUCUUUUAGGACACAUAAUUUUGGACCUGCAAGAAUAACAUUACAAGGAAACUUCAGUAUAAUAAAUUAGAAAAAAUUUCACAGAAGAAAUAGAAAUGUAAAUCCAAAUAACAUAAACAAUUCGCCAAAAAUAAAUAAUUAAAAAUAGUUAUUUGCAAGCUAUGCUGUAUACCUGCUUUGAUCAUCAAAGUGUUUUUCUGGAUUUGGGAAAGGAAGAUUAUGAGGAGCAGUGUUAAUUGACAUGUAAUACAUUUAAAGGAAGUGGACCCAACAAAUAGUGUUUUGAAAGCAGGUGAUAGGAAAUAAUAGCUCUUCUACCCUACACGUUGACUCGGCUGUAGGGGUCCCAAUUCAGUCUUGCUAUUUACGAGGAAACACAAAUUUAGGACCCCUUACCCCAGGCUUUGGGCAGGGAGUUGAGUAAUCAGUCUUUUCGAAGAUUGGUAAAAUGUCACCUAAACUUGAAAUAUUUUUAAAAAUAUUCUCAACUAUGUGAAAUCUUUCUUUUACCUACCUUCUCAAAUGUGUUCCUAGGAAUUUUGCUUAUAAACAAAGCAUUUCUGGGCCAAGGAAUACUUUUUCUCAAUAUACAGUGCUUCGUAUUAUAUCGAGUACUAUGGGUUCCGUCACUUUUAAAAGGCAAACAAAAAAUAAUGGUAUAUAAAAUACUACAAUCUACCACCUCAAAUAAAAAACAUUGUUUAUGAAGUUCACAGCUUGGAGAUUUAAGUAUUGAUUGCAGUUUUAUUUUGAAAAGAAUGCUACAACUUAUGUGGUUUUUCUUCCUGAUGUUUAUAUUAAAAGAAAAGCUAAUAAACCCUAUUUUAAGUAAAA